AUGAGCAACGCUCACUCGCACGGCAUGCCGAAGACCGUCGUGCCGGACCAGAUUGGACCCAUGAGCAGUCCCGGGGAGGAUCCUGAAAAAAACGAAGCGGUCGAUCGCAUCGUACAAGAACCCGCCAGGGAUGAUACGAGUAUCUCAGACAAGGAUUCCACCUUGUAUCAAGGCGGUGUUCAACGCGUGAGAGCCAUCACUUCAUUAUGGUCUAGGAAUACGAUGUGGCUCAUGUUUGCCCUUCUUUACCUUGUCUCUUUCGUCGAUCUGCUUUUAGUUUCCGUCCAAACCUCGCUCAAUCCAUAUAUCACGUCGUCAUUCCAUAAGCAUGGACUCCUCACCGUUGUCAGCAUCAUGUCUACCAUUCUCGGCGGCUCCUCCAAGCUCACUCUCGCCAAGAUUAUUGACAUCUGGGGACGUGUUGAAGGCUUCUUAUUUAUGCUUCUGAUUGUCGUGAUCGGCCUGAUAAUGAAAGCCACCUGCAAAAACAUCGAGACCUACGUCGCGGCGCACACACUGUAUUGGGUGGGACAUAUUGGGAUGAUGUAUGUAAUUGAUAUCAUGCUGGCGGAUAUGACCACCCUCAAAAACCGAAUGAUCAUGCUCGGUAUCAACGGAACCCCGAGUAUCGCGAGCACCUUUGCGGGGCCGAAGAUCGCAAAUCUAUUCUACAUCAACCUUGACUUUCGCUGGGCAUUUGGUGCGUUCGCGAUCAUGAUCACUGGUACCUCCAUCCCUGUUGUGGGCGUUAUGCUGUACAUGCAGCGGAGAGCCCAGAAGGUGGGUGCUCUCGAGAAGAGAGUUUCGGACAGGACCUGGUGGCAGUCUAUCGUCCACUACUUCAUCGAGUUCGACGUGGUGGGAAUUGUUUUGAUAACGGCAGUGUUUUCCUUGAUCCUUCUCCCCUUCAGUCUGGCCUCGUAUGCGCCCAGGGGAUGGGCCAGUGGAUAUAUUAUUGCGAUGGAAGUACUUGGCGUGGUUUGCAUCCCGGCAUUCUAUGCAUGGGAGCGAUACCUUUCCCCUGUCCAAUUCCUCCCUUGGAAAUACCUGAAGGAACCGACGAUCAUUGGUUCCUGCCUUCUGUAUUGCGUCAUGUUCAUCUCCUGCUUCGCCUGGAACAGCUACUUCAGCUCCUACCUCCAAGUCGUGCACAGACUCGACAUCACGACCGCCAACUACGUCCUCAACGCCUUCUCCCUAACCUCCUACAUCUUCAGUCCCAUCUUCGGCCUUCUAAUACGCUACACCGGCGAGUUCAAAUGGACCGUUUUCACCGGCAUCCCGAUCCUCCUCCUCGGCACCGCCUGCUAA
Molecule: messenger RNA, 1311 nt
Organism: Aspergillus bombycis
Lineage: Eukaryota; Fungi; Ascomycota; Eurotiomycetes; Eurotiales; Aspergillaceae
Product: siderophore iron transporter mirB
Exons: 5
Coding region: 1-1311 (436 amino acids)
Biological process (GO): transmembrane transport
Molecular function (GO): transmembrane transporter activity
Source: RefSeq, a predicted model, not a curated record